This is a messenger RNA of Rhincodon typus (whale shark), 749 nucleotides long. Its product is annotated as multiple coagulation factor deficiency protein 2 homolog. The transcript has 4 exons. The record is from RefSeq and is a predicted model, not a curated record. NCBI's taxonomy places the organism in Eukaryota, Metazoa, Chordata, Chondrichthyes, Orectolobiformes, Rhincodontidae. The coding region runs from base 166 to 654 and encodes 162 amino acids.
UGAUUAUCUGAAGCCAUUCAAAGCUGCAAUUUGGCAAAACUACAACCAGAAUACACUGCAGCUUAGUAUCAGUAAAUUAUUAUUGCAGAUAAAGGUGUGGGAGUCCCACACCUGCUGACGAAAUGAGCACUAUAACAAACAAGCUACAGACAAUCCGAGUUGAACAUGUCUUUCCCAGUGGUUUUCUGCGUGUUUUUCUUCAGUUUUUGCCAUUCAUUCACAAGUAGCAAUUCUCUCCAGCCUGCAGUUCCCCAGGACGGAGUAUUGGUGGAUGUCUUUCACAAUAGAAGCAUCAUCACUGAUCACCAUCACAUUGAGAAGGAGCUGAAGCACUACCUUGGACAGCCUAAAAUUGAUGAACUGUCUGUAGAAGAACUGCAAUUCUAUUAUUUCACUCUUCAUGAUUUUGACAAAAAUACUUUCUUGGACGGCCUUGAAAUAUUAACCGCACUGGAAGAUUCCCUUGAAGAAACACUGGAGUCCUUUUCAACUGAAGAAAUGAUUAAAUUGCUUAUAGAAAUGACAGAUGAAGUUUUGGAAAAGGAUGAUGUCGAUAACGACGGGUAUUUAUCCUAUUAUGAAUACAUACACUCACAAAACAGAACAGCGAGUCCUACCACAAUACUGGAGAAAAGCUCAAAAGAGAAAGUUUAACAACAGCAAAUCUGAUGCAGUAAACAGGACGAGAAAAUGUUCUUAGCAGGCAAUUAUUCUAAUAAAAAGGACUAAUAAAUCUGUAUUGUAUUUUA